Molecule: messenger RNA, 1299 nt
Organism: Blumeria graminis f. sp. triticale
Lineage: Eukaryota; Fungi; Ascomycota; Leotiomycetes; Helotiales; Erysiphaceae
Source: the annotation of a GenBank genome assembly
AUGCUGAAUCCAGCAGCUUUACUAUCAACUUCAAUCGCACUACUCGUCCACAUUUCCGCAGUAUUAGCAUCGACGUCUGUGUUGCAGACCAGGGAAACAAAUGGCCAAGGAUUUGACUAUAAUUGCCAAAACUCCAUCUUUAAAAGGGAAGACGUGAAUAUUCACAUGAAAUAUGGCUGCAAAGCCUUGAGAUAUUCCCUAGAAUUCAAUGUGUUUCCCUCCUUCUUUGAAGAGUCUUAUUUGUUCCCUGAAUAUAGUCAUCGCGUACUUUUUUCAUGGCCUAUAAAUUUGGGUACAAAUAAAUUUCGACAUGGACCUACUGGCUAUAAUCGAGUAGUCUUUACGCAUUUGUGCGAAUUUGUCGCUCUUGUAGUCGUUAAACCUGCCAAACUGACCACUGAUCGACGAACAGUAUCUCUGUGCCCCCAAAUUUUAAAAGAUGCAAGCCUGCCCGGCCCGAUUCCAAGCAUGUACAUGAUUAGAGAUGAGCUUGAUAGAAUCCGCUGCGGUGAUCAGAUUAUGGUCACGAAGGAAUAUGUCAUAGAUGCUACAAACCGAGCCUGUAAACGAAAAUUUCGUUUAAAAAACUCGUCAUGGAUACCUGCGCCCAAGGGCCUAUUUCCUUCUGACAACUUUUGGUUAAUCCCACUUACUAUGUUUAAAAUGUCUUACAAUAAAGGGUUGAGAGAUGAAAGUGUCAGCAUUGUCGAUGACAAUUGCAAAUUGCAAGGAAUGCUUUAUGGCAAAGCUGAUAAUUGGCAUCAUUGUACUGAAGCAAGAGUUACAAACCCCACCCGAUAUGAUGCCGAUAACCACAUUGGCUACCAGACAGAUGACCAUGAGGAACGCCUACUAAAAAAGACAGACAGGUUUAAGUGUUCUGGUGUAUCUCUGGAUAAUGAAGUAAUCAUUAAAAACUUCAAAGUAGCCAAGGACUUUUUUAAGAUUAACUUGAUGGAGAGCAAGAAAAUAAAAGAUGACGAGGAAAACGAGAAUGAAAAUACGGAGAAAAAGGUUAAAGAUUUGCCAUUUCCCCGGCAAUCAUUGCAAGGACACGUAUGGCUGUGGCCACUAAGAUUACCCGAGACACCAACACAAAGCGCGAGAAAGAGAAACCAUCCGGCCUAUUUCAUGUUGGGGUUAAACUCUUCCAAAAAGUUGACUGGCAUUUAUUUUUCUAACACGAGAGCAAAUAGAAAGCGUGAAUUAAAGCGGUGUUUGGCAAGACAUGAAACGAAUAACAGGAGCCACGAUGAGGUAACUUUGGACCUUUUUCACAAUAAUCCUAUUGAGGACUAA